AUUUUCCAAGCAGACAGGAGCCACAAUGUGGCGCACGCUCGGUAGUGAACACGGUAUAUGACUCUUCAUUCAUAAACAGUGCGAAGGCAAACUGACUGACAGUUGAAUCGAGAGUAAGAAAAUCAACACUUCCGGACAAUUAAGCUUUUGACACCAAGAGAGCAAAUCACCACUUUUAUCUGGGCGUUUCUUCCUUUUCUUGAGGUUGUGUUUAUUUCACUAGUUUGUCACAGCUUCAGAUCCGAAGAAUGAGAGGGAAUCUUUCCCCGAACGAAGAUAUUUCAGCGUAUUAUUCAAUGAUGCCAGUCUCGGACUUCCAUGAAAAUGUUCCCUGUACGGUGGAGCCCGCGGAGAGUGUCUGUGGAGCGGCAGAACCUGUCACCUCCAGACCGCGGAUGGGUAAUACCUUUCUGGCGCAGGAUAGAGGAUGCGCGCAGGACGUAGCUGAAGAGUUAAAGGAAAAAACUGUGCUUGCCCCACCAAUGUUCAUCUUUCAAAAGAAAACCCCAUCCAUGAAGAGAAGCGCAGAGAGAUGGGAGGAGGGCUCAGUUAUGGGAAUCAGUCCAAACAAACGAUUCAGAUCGCUCACCUACCCUAACCCUAACAACAGAAUCAGGAAAGGCUCCUGUGACGGCAGUAGACGAGUGCGAUCAAGCUCUCUCUCUUUUCCCCCGCGUCCUCCAGUCUCAAGAUCAAAUGUCUUCAUGCCCUCAAAUCUCUGCAGCCAGACCAACAUUUCCCAAAACAAAGUGUCACCUCUGAACAGGGUCAGAAGGUCAUUACUUCAGCCUGCACGUCUCCUCGCCCCUCAGCCCAGGAACAACAUCUCACAGCCACACCUAUCUGAGGUCAGCCAUGACCUUUCAGACGAUUGCUGCAGCGUCACAACUGACCACUCCUCCACUGUGAGUGAAUUACAUCUGAAGACGUUCCCUCAAGUUCACAGAUUGAAGGCAGACACUAUUACCUCAGACAGGGUCCAGUUUGUAUUUGGGGAAAACAUGGACGCGAGAGUUUUGAGACCACAGAAAUUGCCCAGCAGUGAACAUUCUGAUUGCAGCUCCUCUAAUUCUGAGUCCUCCACCUUUGAGACAAGGCAUAAAGGUGCUGUGUGGAACAGCCUGAGGGAGUCUGCUGCAGCUUACACAGAGUCCUGUGGGAGGCAGCGUGUGCUCAGGCGGGUUCAGCUGUUCACUGGGGAGGAGAAGGAGAGCAAUGUGGUCCAGCUGACCUGCAGACUGUUUGUUCUGGAAAAUGGAACUCAGGCAUGGAAUGAGCGAGGGAGAGGAGUCCUGCGACUCAAUGAUCUAAUGGCAGGGACCAAAGGAGGGCUGCAGUCCAGGAUAGUGAUGAGGCACCAGGGCAGUCUGAAAGUCAUCCUCAACACUAAGCUCUGGCCCCACACACACCUGCGUCGCCCCGCCCGUCGGAACCUCCAGGUGACGGCCACCGAUGUGGAGACCCAGGCCAUCCGGGUGUUCCUCAUCCAGGCCAGCGCCAGGGACGUGGCUCGCCUCUACGUAGCCAUCCAUCAUCGGCUGGUAGCCCUACGGUCCAGUGCUGCUGGGAGGGAGGCAGGGGCUGCAGGGGGCAGGACCAGGGAGGGACACUGCAACAGUGAGAAUGAGGAAGAGGAGGAGCAGGAAGAGCAGAGACAACGGCAAGAACGAGAAGGUCUGCUAGUGACACGAUUGCGACCUGUGGUUUCUGAUUGGAUAAACAGUAAACCCAGUUUGGAAUCUUGGUGACAUGACAUUAUACUGACCUGGACCAUGCAACAGUUUGUGGUGUCAUCACAUCUGAACAGAACUUUUAACCAUCAUGGAACAAAACAUCAAGAGACAGCUUUCAAAAAGAAAUACUAGCAUUUACUGAGCUACCAUGACUACCUUUUGCCAAAAGAAGAUAUAUUACAUGACCAAAAGUAUGUGGACACCUGCUUGUCGAACAGCUGAUUCCAAAAUCAUGGGCAUUGAUAUGGAGUUGGU
This is a messenger RNA of Oncorhynchus tshawytscha (Chinook salmon), 1988 nucleotides long. Its product is annotated as ran-binding protein 3-like. Gene Ontology annotation, cellular component: cytoplasm; nuclear pore. Gene Ontology annotation, molecular function: GTPase activator activity. The record is from RefSeq and is a predicted model, not a curated record. The coding region runs from base 249 to 1748 and encodes 499 amino acids. The transcript has 14 exons. Lineage: Eukaryota; Metazoa; Chordata; Actinopteri; Salmoniformes; Salmonidae. Gene Ontology annotation, biological process: protein export from nucleus.